Molecule: messenger RNA, 567 nt
Organism: Staurois parvus
Lineage: Eukaryota; Metazoa; Chordata; Amphibia; Anura; Ranidae
Source: the annotation of a GenBank genome assembly
AUGCCUCUCUUCAGCCGGAUGCCUCUACUCAGCCUGAAGCCUCUACUCAGCCUGAAGCCUCUACUCAGCCUGAAGCCUCUACUCAGCCUGAUGCCUGCUGAUCCAGCCCGACGAUCCUAUUAGGCCAGUUGACUCGAUGCCCGCUGUUGAUCCAGAUGAUCCGGUACCUGACCCAGUGCCCGCUGUCGUGCCAAUUGACUCAGAGCCCGCUGUCAUACCUGGUGACCCGGUGCCCACUGCCUUGCCAGAUGACGCGCGGUGCCCACUGGCAAGCCAAAUGACCUGAUGCCUGGUGACCCAGUGCCCGCUGUCAUACCUGGUGACCCGAUGCCCGCUGUCGAGCCAGACAAUCCGAUACCUGAUGACCCGGUGCCCACUGUCGUGCCUGUUGACUCGGAGCCCACUGUCUUGCCAGACGACUUGGUGCCCGCUGUUCCGCCAGUCGACUCGGUGCCCGCAGUCUUGCCAGACGACUCGGUCUUGCCCGCAGUCUUGCCAGACAACUCGGUGCCCGCAGUCUUGCCAGACGACUCGGUGCCCGCAGUCUUGCCAGACGACUCUGUGCCC